Entamoeba histolytica HM-1:IMSS is the source of this 1524-nucleotide messenger RNA. RefSeq names its product zinc finger protein, putative. Gene Ontology annotation, molecular function: zinc ion binding; ubiquitin protein ligase activity; ubiquitin conjugating enzyme binding. The transcript has a single exon. Lineage: Eukaryota; Evosea; Mastigamoebida; Endamoebidae. Gene Ontology annotation, cellular component: ubiquitin ligase complex; cytoplasm. Gene Ontology annotation, biological process: ubiquitin-dependent protein catabolic process; positive regulation of proteasomal ubiquitin-dependent protein catabolic process; protein polyubiquitination. Bases 1 to 1524 code for a protein of 507 amino acids. The record is from RefSeq and is a predicted model, not a curated record.
AUGGGAUUUUCAGUUGUUAUUGCUACAAACUCAUUAAUACGUUCUGGUUGGAAUGUUGAUUCAGCAGUUCAAAAUGCGUUGGCAAUGCAAAUUAUUGAAGAUGAACGUAAAAAGAGGGAAGAAAAAAAGAGUCUUCAGCCUAUCAAAAAACCAAUAUCCAAACCAACCUACAUUUCAUUAAAACCAUUGUCUUUUGAACCAAAAGAAAAAAAUAAGGUUGAACAGAAAAUGAAUGGAGAAACUGAUUCCGAUGAUGAGCAAGAUAUAAUAAAUAAAUGGUCUUAUGAAAUGACCAAUAACCCAAAAUUUGAAAUACUAACAGAAGGAGAUAUUUAUGAAUUAUUUUUAAGUGAAAUUAAUGAAUAUGUUGAAACAUAUGAUGUAGACCUUGAUGAAGCAUCAACAAGAAUUCUUUCUAAUGAAACAAGUAAUAAAAGUAAACAAAACCAAAGUUAUAAAUCAUUUAUUACAGAAGGAACAUGUCCAGUCUGUUAUGAAGAUGGAAUAUUAGUUGGUGAACGUUGUAGUCAUAAAUUUUGUUUAAAUUGCUGGAAUGAAUACCUUCUUAUGAAUGGUACGUUGUCUUAUAAUAGUUAUAGGUGUAUGCAAAGUGACUGUGAACAACAUCUUUCUCUUCAAUUCGUAUUAUCUUAUUGUAACAAAAACAAUAUUGAAAAAUUCAAAAAAAUGAUUGUUCAAAAUUAUUUAGAGCGUAAUCAUCAAUAUCAAAAAUGUUGUGGAAUUGAUUGUGAACGAAUUAUUCAUGUUAUCAAAACAGGAAAACCACUUUUUAAAGUUAGUUGUUAUUGUGGACAUGAAUUUUGUUUUGGAUGUGGAAAAGAAAGACAUGAACCUGCUUCAUGUAAAGAACUUAGUGAAUGGGAAAGUUUAUACCAAGAAGACUCUGAAAGUAUGAGAAUGAUUGAGUCAAUAUCUAAACCUUGUUUUCAUUGUGGGUUAAUGACUGAGAGAACUAAAGGAUGUAAUCAUAUGACUUGUCCUAGAUGUCAUGGAGAAUGGUGUUGGAUGUGUCGAGGAGAUUGGAAGACUCAUGGGACAAAAACUGGUGGUUUCUAUAAAUGUAAUUUAUAUGAAACCUCUAAAGCAAAGAAAUUAGAUGAAGCUACUGAACAAACUAAAGAAGAAAGUGAAAGGUAUCAAUAUUAUUUUGAACGAUUUAUGAAUCAUAAAGUUCAAAUAAGACUAUUUCAUGAAGAAGUUGAAAAUAAAAGAAAAUUAUUUUCUAAAACAAAAAACUUAAAUGAUGUUGAAAUAUUGAAUUCUAUCUGUUCAAUUAUUGAAGAUGGAAUACGAACUCUUCAAUACUCAUACGUUAAAGUCUUCUUCUUACCAAAAGAAGAUUUAUCACCAGACUUAUUUGUUUUUCGUCAAAAUGUACUUGAAAUAACUAUAGAUAGACUUGCUGAGAAUGUUUAUUCAAUGAAAAGUCCAAGCCAAUUACCAAUGUUGUUAGAAGAGGCUAUGAAUUGUAAAACAGUUAUAAAUAAUUUAAUUCAAUUAUAA